Molecule: messenger RNA, 3562 nt
Organism: Paralichthys olivaceus (Japanese flounder)
Lineage: Eukaryota; Metazoa; Chordata; Actinopteri; Pleuronectiformes; Paralichthyidae
Source: RefSeq, a predicted model, not a curated record
CAGCCGAACAGCCGAGGAGCCCCAGUGUCACCUCCUCCUCCUCCGCCUCCGCCUCCUCCUUCUCCUCAGCCGCCGCCGCUAAGCUGAGCUCAAUCAGCGGACAUGUUUAUCAAAAUUACUGGCUUGCGGUGACAGCCUCCGGUGAAUCCAGCCCGGGAGAGAAGACGAGGCCGCCGAGAGGAGCUGUCGAUGCUGGACUCUCUGAUCCAUCAGCAUUAGGAUCUGCGAGGCUGGGAGAGAGAGACGACCGCUCAGUCGUCCAUUAAAACCAACUGACCCGAAAUGAUGGCCUCCAGUGAUGUAGACAUCCGAGGAGAAGGGUCUUUGUUUUCUGACCAGAAUCCAUCAGAAAUGGACGCUCUGUGUCCCUCACCUCCUGGACCAACAAGACCCCAACGUAAUUAUGAGAGGAUUGGAGGGCGGACAGGAACUUCGUUUUGUCAGACUCUUAUUCACCUGCUGAAGGGGAACAUUGGGACAGGGCUGCUGGGUCUGCCUCUGGCUGUGAAGAAUGCAGGUCUGGUGGUAAGUUCACAAAAAGUUUUUGUUGUUGUUGUUGUUUUUGUUAACUGCAGUAACACGAUGGGAAUCUGUUUCUCGUUCAGGGUGAACAGGCCAUCUCUCACCUAUGGCGAGGCGGUGCAGUAUGGGAUGGAAAACGUGUCGUGGCUCAGGAGACAUUCCCAGUGGGGAAAACGAACCGUGAACUUGUUCCUCAUCAUCACGCAGCUCGGCUUCUGCUGCGUCUACUUCGUCUUCCUCAGCGACAACGUCAAACAGGUGGUGGAAGCAGCCAACGCCACAACCUUCAACUGCUACAUGAACUACACCAAUCAGACGCAGGUCCUGGUGCCGAGCUUCGACUCUCGCCUCUACAUGCUCUGCUUCCUGCCCGCCUUCGUCCUGCUGGUCUUCACCCCUAACCUGAAAUUCCUGGCUCCUUUAUCCCUGGUGGCCAACCUGGUUAUGACGGCCAGCUUGGUACUCAUCUACUUCUACUCCAUCACGAACAUCACAGAUCCCACCAACCUACCAAAAGUGGGCAGAGCUAAGGACUACCCUCUCUUCUUCGGGACGGCCAUCUUUGCCUUUGAAGGGAUUGGAGUGGUUCUUCCCCUGGAGAACAAGAUGCAGAGGCCUCAGAGUUUCACUGUGGUUCUGUAUUUAGGAAUGGGCAUUGUCACCUUCCUCUACAUCAGCCUCGGCACCAUCGGAUAUUUGUGCUUUGGAGAGCACAUAGUAGGGAGCAUCACUCUCAACCUGCCAAACUGCUGGACUUACCAGGCUGUGAAGCUUCUCUACUGCUUCGGCAUUUUCAUCACCUUCGCGUUGCAGUUCUACGUUCCAGCAGAGAUCCUCAUACCGCCAGCGGUGGCCCGUGUCUCAGAGAGAUGGGAGACGGCUGUCGACCUGCUACUUCGCACCGUCUUGGUCAUCUUCACAUGUGCCCUCGCCGUCCUGAUACCGGAGCUGGACCUCGUCAUCUCGUUGGUCGGCUCGGUCAGCAGCAGUUUCCUGGCGCUGAUCUUCCCCCCUCUCCUCCAGAUCGUAACUUUUCACUCUGAAGGCCUGUCGCCGCUGGUGACCGCCAAGAACGCGGUCAUCAGUAUGGUGGGUUUGAUCGGCUUCCUCACGGGCACUUACAUCGCCAUUGAGCAAAUCAUCACCCGGAACGGACUCAAACACGAGGAGACGUUCUCCUCCUACAUGGUGCAGUGAUGAAGUGAAGUGACUCUCGGCCGGUGGAGCUGAACCUCCCAGGACACUUUAGGGCACAUUUUAAGGUUUUGUUUGUUCUUCUUUGAUUUGCUGCUGUCGGACACAGCAGCGUUUUUAGGAUUAAUCUAUGUUGAAGCAGUUUGACGGUGUGUGUGAUGCUCGAUGUCGUGUUUCAUUCUAGUACUAUCACUACCGUACUACAGUGUCCUGUAACUACUCACAUCUCAACAAUUACAGCCUCUUAGUGCAAUUUAAUGAUUACAAAAUUACGGUUAAGGCUAAAUAAUUCCUUUGUGUACAGAAUCAAAGGUUUUCGAGGUAUAGUCUGAAUAUAUAUAUAUAUGUUUUUAAAUAUUUCAGUCAGAAAAUCUAACUACCUCACAAACUGGUUUCCAUUUGGUCUUUUAAAACGUUUCAAAAACACCUUCAGCCCAAACGACGUCUCUCUUAGAUCUUUUCUAGUUGAACAUUAUUUAGAAAAAAGUUUUUAAAAACAAUCUUCAUGUUGUGUUGCACUUUAACUCAUGCCUUACUCUGUGAACCACAAACUCUACUCGGAGGGUAGUUUAAUACACAAAGUACACAAACUGUAAAUCAUCAACUUAAAAAUCGGAACAAAACUACAACCAAGUAUAUAUAAGUCCACUUAAAUGGAAAAACACAAGGACAAUGAGUCCUUGUGUCACAAGAAUAAAGUUGUGAUAUCGCAAGAAUAAAAUCAUAAUAUUACAAGAAUAAUGUUGUGAUUUUAAGUUGAAAGAAAAAAAUUUAAAUUUGUAUCUAUUUUUAUCUAUUAUCUAUUCAGUGGAGGAGGAAACGUUUGUCAGUGGUCGACUGAGGUUGUUGUUUGUUCGGUGUCAUAUUCAAAGAGCUGUCAGAGUUUUUCAAGAAACUAUGAGGUCCAAUAUUUUGGAUCCAGAGGAGUGAACCCCCAGUGGAAAUAUAACUUUGAACACGUUUUCAGGAUCGGUCAUGUCGUCCCUGUUUGUUUUCAGUCUCUGGUGCAGAGGUUUCAGGAUGAUGUGGUUUAAUUUAAAAAAGGGAACACUCAUUUUUUUUUAAAUGUUAUUUUUUGAAUUUGUUUUAGUCUUUUAUCCGUGUGAUGAACUUUAACAGACGUAACAUCUGCAUCAAGUGAUGACUGCUUUAAAAAAAAAAAAAAGAUUCGUAUUCAUGCUGCCACAAAAUCUUAAGAUUAAACUACUAAUUCACGUAAAGUCAAAAGGAAGAUAAAAACCAUUUGACUGAAAAUCUAAAAGAAUAUUUGUAUUUUAUUUUUCGUCUUCGUUUUAAAAGCCAGGAUUUCACAAGAAACCUGAUCCUCGAUUUUCUAAACCAAACUUUAAUAUAUUUCAGAUUGAACAAAAACAGUUCAUUGGUGUUUAUGUGGGACCUCUUCUUUGUAACAAGUCACUUUUUUUUUUUGUGUCUUUAAAACUUUUAUUUUUAUGAUACGAUUCUUUUUUUUUUUAAAUGUGUUUUGAAAUGUAUUUACAAAGAUUAAUUCUGUAUUUUUAAAUAGUUUUUUAUUCACACAGCAUGCGUUUUUAGGGCUUACAACUAAGUUUUAUUUCAGUUUAAUCAAGGACUCUGCAUGUAAUAUAAUGUACCAUGUAUGUAAAAUAAAACCCAACUUAACGCCGAGCAGUAGGAACGAGAUUCAUACGUGUGCUUCAGUAGAGCGACGCAGGCAAACGUGCAACCGUCACUUUGUUGUUUGUCUUCAGUGUUUCUGUCGGGGAGAAAUAUUCGGAGAGUUCUGACUCUCGUGUGUAAAGAUUUGUAACAGCUGAUGGUUUGUGUCACAGCUGAUUUUUGUGAAUAAACACGUGUAAAAAUGGAA